AUGACCUGGGUUGAAGUUUUACCAGUCGGUGCAAUUAUGUCACUCGGUGUUUUGCUCAUGGCAUACGGUCUUGACAAAGGUCACAGAGCAUUCCACAAUGGAAAGCCACAUAGACACUCAAAAGAAAGAGUAGACUAUCAUCUGGAUACACGUGAUGAACAGAUUUUAGAUUUUAGAGUUAUAAAGAACAAUCCUAGAAAGUUAGAUAGACUAUUGCAGAGUGUUCAACAUAAUUAA
Molecule: messenger RNA, 237 nt
Organism: Heterostelium album PN500
Lineage: Eukaryota; Evosea; Eumycetozoa; Acytosteliales; Acytosteliaceae
Product: NADH dehydrogenase [ubiquinone] 1 alpha subcomplex subunit 1
Exons: 2
Coding region: 1-237 (78 amino acids)
Source: RefSeq, a predicted model, not a curated record